ACAGAGGUACAGUCGUACUUGUUGUUGCUGUUGGGGUCCACUUUGUUUGUGGACAAGAGCAGAGACAGGGUUCGGUCGGUGGUGAACCUAUUUUUGGACGAGUUGGAGGAGGUAGAUCAGUACAGUUGGGCAUCAGCUACACUUACUUGGUUGUACAGAUACCUUGGUCAGGCGUCUCAAGCUGGGGUGGCUGGUUGUCUCACACUUCUGCAGUGUUGGAUCUAUGAGUACUUUUCGAGUUUCCGGCCAUCUCACUUCGAGCCACCUGUCGUUGGACCUGAGAAGGCUUGGGCUUCACGAUGGAUUGGGCAGCCGGCACCUGGUUCUGUAGCUGAUCUCAGUGUGAGGUUGGCGUUCUACCAUCGAGCUCUUGACAGCUUGACCCCUUCUGAUGUGUUUUGGACACCUUUCCAUCAGAGGCCUCAUCAGGCAGUGCGUCACUCUUUGUACACUUGA
Molecule: messenger RNA, 456 nt
Organism: Linum tenue
Lineage: Eukaryota; Viridiplantae; Streptophyta; Magnoliopsida; Malpighiales; Linaceae
Source: the annotation of a GenBank genome assembly